Messenger RNA from Camelina sativa (false flax), 654 nucleotides. RefSeq lists its product as uncharacterized. Lineage: Eukaryota; Viridiplantae; Streptophyta; Magnoliopsida; Brassicales; Brassicaceae. The record is from RefSeq and is a predicted model, not a curated record.
AUGGUCCACGAACUAUCUUCAAGAGUCCACCGAGCCACGAGCUCCGCCCUCAACCUUGAUCGAGUGCUAGAAGAAGUCCAUCGCUCACCGUUUACAUUACGGAUCUCCCGUGUUCAAGUUCGUUACGUAAACAAGUUCAAGUUCACCCCGUACAACGGAUUAGAUGAUCCGAAACCGUUUUUAACUUCAAUGAGUUUUGCAAUCAGCCGAGCUCAUUUCAGCGACGAAGAGUACGAAGCUGGCUGCUGCCAGCUAUUCGUCGAGAAUCUAGCCCACGAAGCUCUAGGGUGGUUCUCCCGGCUCCCGCCGAACUCGAUAGGGAGCUAUAACGAGCUGACCACUGCCUUUCUCCAACAUCACUCUACGUUUAUGAUUCGAGGUGCCUCGAACGCUGAUCUCUGGAACCUGUUCCAGCAGAACGACGAAUCUCUACGAGACUUCAUGGAGAGGUUUAAAAGAAUCGUCUCGAACCUCUCGAUUGCUGACGACACAGCAAUAUCAGCUCUCCGAAAUGCUCUCGCAUAUGGGUCUCGAUUUAGGGACGAUAUUAUCAUAUACGAGCCUCUGACUCUCAACGAUGCAUUGCACCGGGCUAACAAGUACAUCGAGGUAGAAAAAGAGAAAGACGUAAGGUCAAACCAUCCAUCAAGAUAA